This is a messenger RNA of Dracunculus medinensis (Guinea worm), 762 nucleotides long. The record is from the annotation of a GenBank genome assembly. NCBI's taxonomy places the organism in Eukaryota, Metazoa, Nematoda, Chromadorea, Rhabditida, Dracunculidae.
AUGCAAACGACAAAUAAUCCAGAUUAUUUAAAACCUAUUCCAUGGCCUUUUAAUCCUAACAUUGUGAUCUGUGAGAAAAAUGAUUCAAUUCCCCAUAUGCCGGAAACAAAUCUUCAAUAUAGUGAAGGCUAUUCAAUGAAUUUGAAAAAUAAUGAUGGCAUCAAUAACUAUGAUAAUGGAAGAGGAAAAAAACAAAUGAAGAAGGCAGUGAAGAAAGGAAGAAAGAAUUUUGACAAAAGGCCAUUAGAAAUGAAAUAUGCAAAAAAUAAACCUCCAAUGGCUGUAACAAAACGAAAUGAACGGGAACGAACUCGAGUCCAUAUCGUUAACCAGGCAUUUGUUGACCUCAAAGGUCAUCUUCCAUCGAUCCGGACGAAUUUAAAACGUGUUUCGAAAUUAAAGAUUUUGAAAGCUGCGAUCAAUUAUAUUAAUACUUUAACUUCUUUAUUGCAGGAAUACCCAUCAAGGAAUUCGAAAUUUCUGGCGAUGAACCGAUUUUAUGGUGUAAAUGCAAAAAAUUUUACGGAAUUAUCGAGUAUCAAUCAAGAAAACUUGAAAGAUCAUUUUCCAGCCACCUUUUCGAAUUCGAGAAAUCCGUUCCAUCGACGAAUGGCUCCAAAAGAUUCAGAUCCAAAAAAAUUGCUCGUCGAAGCAGCACCAUCAUUGCAUUUCCAUGAAGAUUCUCAGGCGAUUGUCAGCUCUUUUUAUAAUAAUCCCGUUUAUUUGCACAAUUAUAAUAUGCAAUCUUUUCCUUAUCAUUAG